Messenger RNA from Wyeomyia smithii (pitcher-plant mosquito), 1276 nucleotides. It is a transcript of the gene RabX4, whose product is annotated as ras-related protein Rab-8A. The transcript is spliced from 5 exons. The record is from RefSeq and is a predicted model, not a curated record. NCBI's taxonomy places the organism in Eukaryota, Metazoa, Arthropoda, Insecta, Diptera, Culicidae. The coding region runs from base 543 to 1202 and encodes 219 amino acids. Gene Ontology annotation, molecular function: GTP binding; GTPase activity.
GUAUUGAUUUUUCAUAAAAGUUGUUUGUUGAAUCAUACCCAUCGUCCAUUGCUGGUGACGAAUUUGAGCAAGAAGCAGCAGCCGCGACCACUUUCCCACUCACUGCAGGAUUUUCAGUCUCAACGAAGGAUAUUUUUCCGAUUUUAUUGAACGUUUUCUUUUUGUGUUGAAAGUUGGGUAAAUUUUGUGGUGCAACUCGAUUUGAAAAUGUGAACGGAAUAGUUUUGUGUUUCGUUUCCUAUGAAAGGUGAAAAUUCGUGACUCAGUUUACUGCUGCUGGGAGUUGUUUUCAGGCGAUUUGCCAGUUACUGGAGGUUGGCAAACAGUCAAUCGAUUUUGCAGUUAGUGAUAAAAGCAACAUUGUGGGAAUUGAAAUCAAUCCCAACGUUAGCCAAGCAGUGAUUUAAUUAUUUACUUUAGCAUCAACGAAUAAGGCUUCGCGUGGACAUCAGGGAAAACCGAAAAAAAUCUUUCGUCACUUUUGGUUCCUAGCGAAAGGAUUUCAGGGAUCCACUCCAUACGGCGGAUAGGGGUCAGCUGGGAUGGCACUGGAUUUUGCAGCAACCUAUAAAGUGCUGGUUCUGGGCGAUUCCAAUGUCGGAAAGACGUGCAUUGUUCAUCGAUAUUGUGAUGAACGAUAUUAUGACACAUACAUUUCAACCAUCGGUAUCGACUUCAAGCAAAAACUAAUAAACUUGGACGGCGUACCAAUUAAGCUGCAAAUCUGGGACACCGCCGGACAGGAGCGGUUUCGGACGUUGACCACUGCCUACUACCGUGGUGCCAUGGGUAUCCUGCUAAUGUACGACGUUACUAGUCUAGAGUCAUUCAACAAUUUGUCCUACUGGCUACGAAACAUUCAGGAGAACGCAUCGCCGGACGUCGUAAAGGUGCUGGCGGGCAAUAAGUGCGAAUGCAACCCACCCCAACGAGCUGUGGAUAAAGAGCGGGGAGAGAAGAUUGCCGAAAACUUUGAUAUGCCAUUCUUCGAGGUGUCUUGCAAGCAGAACAUUAACAUUGAGGAAUCAUUUCUUACUUUGGCCCGGAAAAUUCGUGAGCAGCGAGAGCAUCGAGGUGAAAACUUCGAUGACGGUGAUCGCCAGAAAGGUUUACAGGAUAUGAUUAAAAACGGCCCCGGCUCGAACGGUCUUGGACCGUUCACGUUAGGUAGCGGAGGCGAGGGUGGUAGGUGUUCUUGUUAGAGAGUUGAAUGCAUCGACAGUCACAGAUAAAGAUCACCAAGAAAAGACUCAAGACUUGAAAAAAAAAAAACAAA